GGAGAAUGUUCCCCAACGAAGACUGCCUGGGGUGGAAAGGGCUCAGGGACAGGGAGCUAGCCAGGAUGGGUGGGCAGGGGGAUGGCUGGACCAAAGAGAAGCUGUGAGUCUGUGUGGCUCAGACGGUGACUCCCUCAACCUCACCGCCCCCAGGAGCAGCCAUGUCUGUGCAGGUGGCAGCCCCCGGAAGCACAGGGCUGGGCCCAGAGCGCCUGAACCCCGAGGAACUGGUGCGGCAGACGCGACAGGUUGUACAGGGGCUGGAGGCCCUGCGGGCUGAGCACUACAGUCUAGCUGGGCACUUGGCGGAGGCUCUGGCUGGACCGGGCCCUGUGGCUGGAGGGGAGCUGCUGGAGGAGAAGCAACAGGUCGUGAACCACUCGCUGGAGGCCAUCGAGCUGGGGCUGGGCGAGGCCCAGGUGCUGCUGGCCCUGUCCGCACAUGUGGGUGUGCUAGAGGCCGAGAAGCAGAGGCUGCGUGCGCAGGCGCGGAGGCUAGCCCAAGAGAACACAUGGCUUCGAGAGGAGCUAGAGGAGACACAGAGGCGACUACGGGCCAGUGAGGAGGCUGUGGCCCAGCUGGAGGAGGAGAAGAGCCAUCUCCAGUUCCUGGGUCAGCUGCGGCAGUAUGACCCACCCGAGGAGAGCCAGAGGCCCGAGUCCCCCCCUCGCAGAGACAGCCUGGCUUCUCUGUUCCCCAGUGAAGAGGAGGAAAGGAAAGGUCCCGAGGCAGCUGGAGCUGCAGCCGCGCAACAGGGUGGUUAUGAGAUCCCAGCUCGCCUGAGGACUCUGCACAACCUGGUGAUCCAGUACGCUAGCCAGUGCCGCUACGAGGUGGCAGUACCACUAUGUCGUCAGGCCUUGGAGGACCUGGAGCGAAGCUCAGGCCACUGCCACCCUGACGUGGCCACUAUGCUUAACAUCCUGGCACUGGUAUACAGGGACCAGAACAAGUACAAGGAAGCCACGGACCUUCUUCACGACGCCCUACAAAUCCGAGAGCAGACGCUAGGGCCUGAACACCCUGCAGUGGCCGCCACCCUCAACAACCUGGCUGUCCUCUACGGGAAACGUGGACGUUACCGGGAGGCAGAGCCCCUGUGCCAGCGUGCCCUGGAGAUCCGUGAGAAGGUCCUCGGUGCCGACCACCCUGAUGUGGCCAAGCAGCUCAACAACCUGGCCUUGCUCUGCCAGAACCAGGGCAAGUUCCAGGACGUGGAGCGGCACUACGCACGGGCCCUGAGCAUCUACGAGGCCCUGGGGGGGCCGCAGGACCCCAACGUGGCCAAGACCAAGAGCAACCUGGCCUCAGCCUACCUGAAACAGAACAAGUACCAGCAGGCAGAGGAGCUGUACAAGGAGAUCCUCAGCCAGGAGGCCCUGCCUGCCCCACUUGGUGCCCCCCAUGCAGGCACAGCAGGUGAUGCACAGCAGCAGGUCCUGCGCAGAAGCAGCUCCUUCUCCAAGUUCCGAGAGUCCAUCCGGCGGGGUAGUGAGAAGCUGGUUUCCCGCCUCCGAAGGGAGGGCUUGGCAGGGGCUGCAGGGAUGAAGAGAGCCAUGUCACUCAACAUGCUGAACGUGGAUGGUCCAAGGGCUGCCAGGACGCAGGUGAGGGGCCAGUGAUAGAGCAGGCUCUCAACCCGGCACUUGAGUGAGGCCUCUCGGACCCUCAGCGCCAGCACCGAGGACUUGAGCCCGCGCUAAGUGGACUGGCUGCAGUGGCCACAGCUGCUCAGGAAUCAGGGAAGGGCGGGCCGGUGGUGUGGUUAUCUGGUGCCCUGCCUUGGUGGCACCUGUGGAUCGGGACCCUGCUAUCCUCCCUGUAAUUAAAGGCUGUACACUG
Myodes glareolus (Bank vole) is the source of this 1842-nucleotide messenger RNA. The record is from RefSeq and is a predicted model, not a curated record. NCBI's taxonomy places the organism in Eukaryota, Metazoa, Chordata, Mammalia, Rodentia, Cricetidae.